Messenger RNA from Apodemus sylvaticus (European woodmouse), 2796 nucleotides. It is a transcript of the gene Dr1, whose product is annotated as down-regulator of transcription 1. Bases 700 to 1230 code for a protein of 176 amino acids. Gene Ontology annotation, cellular component: negative cofactor 2 complex. Lineage: Eukaryota; Metazoa; Chordata; Mammalia; Rodentia; Muridae. The record is from RefSeq and is a predicted model, not a curated record. Gene Ontology annotation, molecular function: core promoter sequence-specific DNA binding; general transcription initiation factor activity; protein heterodimerization activity. The transcript is spliced from 3 exons. Gene Ontology annotation, biological process: negative regulation of transcription by RNA polymerase II; chromatin remodeling; RNA polymerase II preinitiation complex assembly.
UGAUACUUCCGGUGGCGCAAAGCGUGUCGGGAUCAGCUUGCGGCAAACCUCUUUCCCCGGGCCGUAGAGAGACCACCGUUAGCGCUGCUUUUGCUCCUACAGCCUGCUCUCGGCCAAACGCGCGGCCACCGCGGCCGCCGCUGCGGCUCCCGCAGUUUUCGGCCCCAACCCUUGGUUCCUAGGCAGCCGGCGUGCGUUCAGCUGCAGCUUCGGCAGACAUGUUGUGAGGCGGCGGCACGGGUGCCCGAAGGAUGGUUUGGCCGAGGAGGCUGCAACCGCUGCUGGUGGCGGCGGCCGCGGGGGCUCCGGCUCUGUAGAGCCGACCCUGCUGUGUCCGCCCGGUACUGCGUCCGGGCGGGUACUCCUCGGUCUUGCGUGCGCUCCCGUGCCGUUUAGGUUCGGUUAGACGACAGAGCCAGUCCGUUUGAGGCGGCACGCAGGGUGGUUCUCCAGCUCUGGGGGUGGUGUCCCUAGAGCCCUCAGCCCCCUGACCUUUCCUUCAUAUUCGCACUAAAAUCUCUCACACAGUGGGUGUUCCCUGCCCUCGAGCCCGCUCCUUCCUGGUUUCUGCACUCUCUCCUCUGAGCUUCCCGGACCCCGACAUCCCUCUCCAGGGACAGCCUGCUGAGAAAUCUUCGUGGAGUGGUGGACCAGAGGCGAGGAACUUAAAAGUUGGGAUUUGAAAGACAGGAAGGAACGAUGGCUUCCUCGUCUGGCAAUGAUGAUGAUCUCACUAUCCCCAGAGCUGCUAUAAAUAAGAUGAUCAAAGAGACUCUCCCUAAUGUCCGGGUGGCCAACGAUGCCCGAGAGCUGGUAGUGAACUGCUGCACUGAAUUCAUUCACCUUAUAUCUUCUGAAGCCAACGAGAUUUGUAACAAGUCAGAAAAGAAAACAAUUUCGCCAGAGCAUGUCAUACAAGCAUUAGAAAGUUUGGGCUUUGGCUCUUACAUCAGUGAAGUAAAAGAAGUCUUACAAGAAUGCAAGACAGUAGCAUUAAAAAGAAGAAAGGCCAGUUCUCGUUUGGAAAACCUUGGCAUUCCUGAAGAAGAAUUAUUGAGACAGCAACAGGAAUUAUUUGCAAAAGCUAGACAGCAACAAGCAGAAUUGGCCCAACAGGAAUGGCUUCAAAUGCAGCAAGCAGCCCAACAAGCCCAGCUUGCUGCAGCCUCAGCCAGUGCAUCCAAUCAGGCAGGAUCUUCACAAGAUGAAGAUGAUGAUGAUGAUAUCUGAAGCUCACCACCUGGGCUUCUGUUUCCUCUGUAAGAAAACAGUGAAAGAAAUGCUUAUCUGUAAUUUUGUAUGCAUCUUGGUGGACUUACCAUUGGUAUUCUAGAGACAUCUGCUGCCAGGUUUCAAGUACUGUGCUAUACAUGUGAAACUGUCUCUUCGAACUAUUGAAAAUUUAAGGUUAAGUAUAAUAUCACCUUUGAAUUUGGAAUGGUGUUUUUGGAAUCUUAGACCAGUGUGAACCCUUUAUUUGGUCAAUAAACAGUGUUACAGAAAACUUCAGGUUUAUAAAAAUACAGUGAAAUUUAUAGAGAUCUCUUAAUCUGUAUUUGUAUUUUCUCUGCCCUUUUAACUGAACUAAAAUUGAGAAUUUAUAUUGAGAUGGGGCAUGGUGUAAUGCAGAAUACAUUGAAUCAGGUUGGUGAAAAAGUUCAGUUCUAUAUAGUAUCUAAAUUUUUUGUCUUUUAAAGUGAGUAUACAUUCAGGCAACAAUUAUAUAUGCUCAGAUAAAUAUACUUGUUUAGAAAUCUCAAGACAUUCAAUAACUAGGAAGGAAAUGUAUUCACUAGUAGUUGUAUAAAUUUGGUGAGUUGUUUCUGAUUUUGUUACUGUUUUGUGUAACAGUGAAGACUAGUUUUAUUAUAGUAUAAUUUAUCUUGAACUACACUCUGCCAUUUCAGAGACUGGCUAAUCUUGAAGAUUGUCACGAUUCUUACUAUUUCACUCCAGUUCAGUAAUUGUUCAUAGUUUUCGUUGCUUAGUCCAUUUUUUGAGUAUAUAGGUGGGACUUGUGAGACAGUUGCUUGGGUUCUGUUGGUUUAACAGAGGUUCCUGGAUAUUCAAACCUUUGCUAGGGGAAAUAAAUGAAAGCUAAUGAACAUGUUUGCUAUGAAAAAGGGCUUUAAAUUCUUAUUUAACAUGUAGUUUACUUACUGUUUGGUUUUAGUGUAGCAUUUACAUUUUCUUGACUAGGUGGCUAAAGAAUCCAUUGCUAACUUUUCAUAAUGACAUCAUUGUCCCUGUCAUCCUAAUUUAGUGGUAGCUUUAAAAGUUUUGUGUUUGCUUAAAAAGUGUCAUAACUGACCAGCCCUAUAUGAAGUGUUAACUUGCUUGCUAAAAGGGAGCAGCUUUAAUUUGAUUUCAGUGCAUAAAGUGUGGUAGUGUUUGUGAGAGGGAUCCAGUGUAUUUGGUGAAAUGGCAUAUUACUUAUAUUUUGGAAACAGAAAAAUGCCACCGAAGAUAAUAUAAGUCAUUAAGUUCCUAUGUCAGUUGCCAAGCCAUUUAAAUUUCUGUAUUCACCAAGCCCCAGAACAGAUUCUAGCUGCUAGGAUUUCAAUUUUGAGAGGUAAGAAAUGUUUAUAAGUAUUAGAUUUCUUAAUAUUCAUAUUUUUCAGUUUUAGAAGGGAAAUUUAUAUGCAUAUUGUUAUGCAUUUACCAGAUAUUCUUCCCCCAUAUAACAAAAAGGGUAGUAAUUUUGCUGAAUGUUUUAUGUUGAAGUUAUUUCAAGGUAUUUCAUGGAUAUACCCAUGAUGUGUUUGGAAAAAUUAGAAGGAAUUUUUUUUUUUUUUU